Messenger RNA from Dendronephthya gigantea, 2928 nucleotides. Its product is annotated as potassium voltage-gated channel subfamily A member 7-like. The coding region runs from base 272 to 1903 and encodes 543 amino acids. The record is from RefSeq and is a predicted model, not a curated record. Gene Ontology annotation, biological process: potassium ion transmembrane transport; protein homooligomerization. Gene Ontology annotation, molecular function: delayed rectifier potassium channel activity. Gene Ontology annotation, cellular component: voltage-gated potassium channel complex; membrane. Lineage: Eukaryota; Metazoa; Cnidaria; Anthozoa; Malacalcyonacea; Nephtheidae. The transcript is spliced from 4 exons.
UACUUGUGGACAUCGAGGUCUUCAAAAUCAUCCGACGUUAAAAUGCCGUAAGUGCUGAAAUCCUUUACCCUUGUGUGAAAGGUCGGUUUGUGGUCGGGAAUAGAAGCUCGCACAGAAUUUGGAAAGUGGACUAAGUUAUUUAUUAUAUUGUCUCAGCAUGCCACCGAAUCUGCAUGAAUACAUUUGGAAACUAUUUGUCUAUUAAUGCUGUAAUUGACGCGUCUUCAAGACGACAUUUGAAAGAAGUUUUUCAAAAGGCUAUUCAAACACAAUGCAAUUAGGCAGCAUUAAAAACAAGACAACACUUGCGAACGACAAACACAUAGAUCUAUCGAUAGACGAUGGGAAAUUGCGUGAAUGCUCGAAAACGGCGACGACUACAGCAGUUUCUUCACCUGGUAGCAACGACCGGCCAUCACUAAUGUCGUUGACUAACAUCUUAAUCCAGAGUUCAGCCACGAAGCAUUUACGAAUUCCAGAAAGAUCCCAAUCGGCUAUAAACAUUAGACCAACAUCCACAAAGAGACACAAGGACAAUAACCGAUUACGCUUCAACGUCUGCGGGGAAACGUUUGAGAUUUUGGAGAGCACGGUACAGCGUUAUCCCAACACGCUCCUCGCAGACUCGGCAAAACGCGAUAGGUAUUGGGAUGAAGAUCAUCAGGAAUUCUAUUUGGACCGGAACAGAGCCUGUUUCGAAUCGGUUCUGACCUAUUACCAGAGCUACGGCAUCCUCAUCCGGCCGCAAAACAUCCCCGAUGUCUUGUUCUUACGCGAGCUACAGUUCUACGACUUGGGCGACGAGGUGUUGCAGAAAGUUCGAGGUGACGCAGGAGAGCAGCCUAAAAGCAAGCCCGAAUGCCCCGAAGAGGAGCAAUUGAGCUCGGCUACAUUGCAGAGCAAAGUUUGGGACCUUUUCGAGCACCCUGAAACUUCCAAUGCAGCCCGGUUAAUAGCGUGGUUCAGUUGUACGACGGUAUUGUUGUCCAUAAUACUUUUCUGCGUAGAAACCUUGCCAGAAUUUUCGAAGAAAGAUGAAUCUGGAAAAACCAAGAAUUACCACACCUUCUUUAUAAUCGAGAGUCUGUGCAUCGCGUGGUUUACGUUCGAGUAUUUGACACGAUUGAUAACUUCUCCAAACAAAUGGAAAUUUGUGAAGGAGGCAUUGAAUUUGAUCGAUCUGAUUGCAAUUCUGCCAUAUUUUCUUAACUUUGCUUUGAGUGGAAAAGAUUCGAAUGUUUCCUCAGUGGCCAUUUUGAGAGCGGUCCGUUUGGUGCGAGUUUUUAGGGUGUUUAAACUGUCACGAUAUUCGUCUGGCUUGAGGAUAUUAGGUAUGACCCUGAGCGCGAGUAUUGGCGAGUUGGGUUUGUUGGUUUUCUUCUUAAGUGUUGGUGUGGUGCUGUUCGCGAGUGCUAUCUACUACGCCGAGAUGAGCAGCGAUAAUAGUACAUUUCAUAGCAUACCUCAUGCGUUCUGGUGGGCCAUCGUUACCAUGACAACUGUUGGUUACGGCGACAUGUAUCCAACCACACUGGUUGGCAAAUGUAUUGGCACCGUUUGCGCAUGUUCGGGAAUUCUAGCCAUCGCCUUGCCGGUCCCAGUAAUAGUCGCUAAUUUCGAACGCUUCUACAGCCAAUCACAGCAAGAAGCGGCGAAGACCAAUCCGAAAGAGAGCAACAAAAAGGCGGCAAAAUACAAAGCUUUGAAAAAGUUUUUCGACCGACUACGUCAUCGGUCCAACUCGCAAAUCGACGAACACACGAAGGAGGAAUAUUAUGACAUGGGAGGCGAGGUUGCCGAGGAGGUUAACCAGAGCUCUGAGGGAAGUGAGCAGGAGCAUUCGUUGCUCGAUAAAACCUACGACUAUGAGAGAAACGAUGCCAAUAGUAUAACAAAUGUUUAAUGAAGUCAUUUUGGUGAGGCCACUUUGGGAAGCAAAAUGCAAGGAGUACUAUACUAAUUUUUUGAAAUUUUAAUAUCGAUCAGAUAAAAUCGUCAUUCUCAGGCAUUAGCUUGCGUUAGUUGAACUGAUUCUCAUAAAAAUUGUAAAAGCAGGUAGUACUACGUUUAGUCAAAUCAUUAAACUGAAGAAGACGGACUUCAGGUUUAAAACCUACAGACCUGGAGUGCUACCCAGGAAAUACCUCAUUACUUAACAGAAUGAAACACGUCAUGGAUGAGAAGUGCAACGUUUACAUACAGAAGCCAUUCUAUGUAAACAGCCUAUUAGAUCAGACUAAAGGCUAUGAGCUAAAGGCUUUGUUCGAGCUCGUUAAUUUGCUUUCGACACAAGGAAAAUUCUGCGUCUGAAACGGACCUCAUUGAUAAAAAGAACUCAAUGUUAUUGGCCACCCCAGAGGAGCUAGCUUUAUCGACAGCUAGUAUAUAAACGACUUUAUCUGGGAACUUCUAAUAUAUAGUGGCUGUUUACAUGAUUCUGGUCACCCAAAAGUAAAAAAGCGUUAAAUGACUUCAUUUGAAGUAUUAAGUAAUUCUUCAUGAAACAAACAUGCAUCACAAGCAUACAUGAUACAUUGUAAUAAUAACUACCAGAAUCACGUUAUUUACUUAUCUCAAUAGGGGUAUAUAUACUCAUAAAAUUAUAUCCCUCGAAAAGGUUGUUCAUACUCUGAAUCCUGGUAAAAACUGUGAGUGUGUAAAUAUAUAUAAAAGAAGUGUGUUAAUUAAUGAUUAUUUGCAGCUAUAUUUAAAUGUAUGCUAGUAAUGAAACCAAAUAUCAGUUCCUUCUCCAAACCACUUUCGGAGGCAGAUUUUAGUGGGUUUUUUACGUAUCACGUCUGCGGCACUGUAAAAUGAGCCGCUUUUCGUAUAUUUUAAAAUGAAUUGUGUUUCUCUUGAAAGCACGAAGGCGUGAUAUAUUAUAUAUGCAGGAACACAAUAGACAAGUGUAUGGCUAUAUUUAGUUGA